Botrytis cinerea B05.10 is the source of this 3220-nucleotide messenger RNA. RefSeq lists its product as hypothetical. Gene Ontology annotation, molecular function: telomeric repeat DNA binding. Gene Ontology annotation, biological process: telomere maintenance via telomere lengthening; regulation of DNA-templated transcription. The record is from RefSeq and is a predicted model, not a curated record. Gene Ontology annotation, cellular component: shelterin complex. The transcript is spliced from 4 exons. NCBI's taxonomy places the organism in Eukaryota, Fungi, Ascomycota, Leotiomycetes, Helotiales, Sclerotiniaceae. Bases 224 to 2935 code for a protein of 903 amino acids.
GAAGGUUGAUGUUAAAGGUUAACAUCACAUAAUUUGCGACUCAAACUAAUCCUUUACACUAGAAUUUGCUUGCAUCGGGCCAACCAAUGAGAACAAAUGCAUAUCGUGAAGGCAUUGACUUCUUUCAAACAUCUACUCUCAUAAAUCUUCUCUCCCACUCGAAUUUACUAUCCUCAAACGACUUGCAACCGGCGAUCCCUCUUUAGUCGCAAAGCCCAAAACCAUGGCUUCUGUUGUAUAUGAUGGUGUAGGGGGCGGAGGAGUCCUCUUUGAAGGAAUGAAAUUCUUUAUUCUUCAGCGAGUUCCUUCGCGCUCAAGAUGGGUUGAGUUAAUUCGAUCAAACGGGGGUGAAGUCGAAAAACUCGAAAAGAAUGCCGAAAAUAUAAUCGCAGAUCAUAUGCGAAAAGAUGCGCCGCCAGGAUCUAUUUCAUGGAAGUUUAUUGAAGAUUCUGCCAGGGCUGGGAAAUUGGUAGAUAUGGACGAAUAUCGAUGUGGUGAACGAGCAGCUGCACAACCCGCGAAAACCAGACGCACACGUUUUACAACUGAGGAUGAUCGAAUCUUGACCCAAUGGGUCUUGGAAGGGGAGCGUCUGGGACGAUUUAUCAAGGGUAAUGAAUUAUACAUCGAAUUAGCAGAACAAUAUCCUCAUCAUACAUAUCAAUCCUGGCUAGACCGUUGGAAGAGGCACCUUCUGCCCAGUUAUGAAGCAGGGAAUUUACCUUAUGAACACGAUGACAAUUUACCAUCUCCCGAUAGGGAACCGAAGAAGCGUGCUAAAGGGGGGCUGGCUAAGCCUCUUGCAACAAGAGUUUCUCAUGAACGCGCACAGUCUGCGGCGUCGAGUGGAACAGUCUCGGUUCCUGCCUCAACAGCUCCGCCAAAACCCACGAGCUCUCGACCACCGCCUCAACCAUCUCGACCAAUUAACUCAGAGGCCUCAGCCUCCGAGGUGGAGAUAAAAGAGCCUGUGAUUGGAGGAAUAUUUACAAAAGAGGAUGAUGAUCUAUUACGAGAAGAGUUUGAGUCCAUUUGCAAAGUAGAUUCAUCUGAAGAAAUUGAGGCUUGGGGGUUGUGGACUAAGACGCAUGGGCGACAUCCUGCUCAAGAAUGGCGAAAUUAUUUCCAUGAAGACUUUCGCCCUCGAGAGAUGAAAAAGAGGGAAAAGAAGACAGAGACAAGUGACAAGUCUAUAUCAGCUCCACUUAUUCGGCAUGUUUCUAGUCCCCUGAGCGGUAGAAGUCCGAAAGAAGUCACGCAAACGAACCAUUCUACCAAAAUUCCGGAGAGAACCUUAGUGAAAACUACUGCCAAAAGCUCCGCUACAUCUCACAAUACAGAAUCAAGAGUUGAUCCAAAACUAAAUACACCUGAAGUCUCAACACGAACAAAGCAUUCUACCUACAAGCAGAAGAAAGACUCACCCGAAAUUGCUACCCAAAGCUCAGCGACGUCCUCUAUCAACGUUAAACCAAUAAGCGAUUCAAAACUAAGCACGCCAGUAGAAGUAAACGCAAAAACAAAGCAUUCUCCGCCCCAGUUUGAAGAAGCUUUAGUAAAAGCCACUGCUCGAAGUUCUGCUACACCUUCUCGCAAUGCUAAAUCAAAAGUCGACCAAGAACCAAAGACACCAGAGGCAGCACCUGUGGAAUUUGAUUUGGAACAAAGGCCUUUUAUGAAUUCGCUGACGACCGAAGAGGACUACUUCACGCUUACCCUAAAACAAUUCUGUGAGGAGGAUGAAGAAGAACCAAUCUUUAAUCCCAGAAUUCGUGGAAAACAAAUUUCCCUCUUCAGACUUUGGCAAAUCGUCAUGGUAUUUGGAGGCUUUGAAAAGAUAAACGCCGAAAGUCAAUGGCAAGAGGUGGCUGAUAAAUUAAGCUUCCCUAUUGCCAACCGUUCCGAGGCUGCGCAAGAUUUGAAGAGCUGUUAUGACGAAAUUCUAUCCGAAUUUGAAAAAGUCGUAACCGAAGAAGAGAAUGACCCGCGGAGUAUCCUUAUGUUCGCGGCCUCGCCAGAUGAUACUUCGAUAGCUUCUCAGUUUGCUGAUUCAAUUAUACGCAGUGUCCAACGACCCACUGGCCAUGAAAGGGAUGUAGAGGAUGACGACGAAGUUGUAGAACUACCACCAUUGAAAAAUUCUAAGCAAUUCUCAACCAUGUCCACUAAGAAGCGCGCGAUUGACUCUGAUGGAUUGUCCAACCAUAGCGAAUCUUCGGCAAUCAACCCUAAGCGUAAAGCUAAACGUGUUAGGACUGAUAAGGGUAAAGGUAGAGAGGUAGAGAUUCCAUCGACCCCAGAACAUAUUUUUAAUGCUACAAAACCAUCUCGUCAUACGUCGCCACUCAAAUACCAAGUUAAUGAGGGUGAUGAUGGUAGUAGCGGUGAGGAUAGUAGAGAUCUUGAAACUCGAGAAAGAAUAUUUCGUACUCAGCAAAAGAAAUCACCAAGUUUAAUCCGGAGAGCUCCAGCAAAAAAACUCAUUGAGCCAGAGACACAAGACUUUCAUUACCCAGACAUUGAUAAUCAAGCCCCAAUAGCAUCUUCAAAUCCAGUCCCGAGGAAAGGGACCCCAGGUUCCAUCAUUGAUUUAUCUCGGGAUUCUUCUUCCAAGUCGGAAGCAGAAGCAGAUUCACCAGACGCCGUUGAAAUUGAGUUCGCUAAAUAUAUUGACCUUGGCUAUUCCGAAGAUAUUAUCUACAAAGCUUUAAUAGCAUCAACCUAUGACUUUGAUACUGCAAGUCCAGUUAUGAACCAGUUGCAAAUGGGACGCGGGAUACCGGACGAUUUAGCAGGAGUCUGGACUCUGAGAGACGAUAAUGCGUUAAAGAAGAGGAAAGGAAAAGAGUAUGAGAGAAUUAGGGGGAAACAUGGUGAUGGGAGAGUUAAUGCGAGGAUUAAGUUCUUGCGUAAUCUCAGUGAGAUUGAUCAAUGAGUGGAGAUGAGUAGAUUUCAGGAAGUGGACGGGUGUGUUGACAGUUGGCGACAGGGAAGAUAUAAUGGCACUUGUGGUCCGAGGUAUAGGACAUAUGACGCAGAGGCGUUGUAUGUAAUGCGAAGGGUAAGAAUGAGAUGUGAUUUGUCUUACGAAUGGGUCCUUUUUUGAUUUGGGAAUAUGGUUCAUUCAAUCAGCGCGUGAUACCCAUGGAAUCAGGCGAAUGGCUAGCUUUUACUGUAAAUAUCUUUUGGGUAAUCUCAUUGACAUAUUUACAUUUAUCCA